AAGAUCCUAUACAUGUCAAACCUUGAGGGCAUGCAAAUUAGUUUGUAAGUUUCUCACGUUAAAAGACUACAUAUAUAAGGAUCCUUCUCCACAACUAUUCAGCAAGUGAGCAACCAGCUUUGUGUACUUGAGCUAAAUGGCGGCCAAACCAGUUACAGCAAAACCUCAGAAGAAGUUACUUCUUAUCGAUGUGGACUGUGGUACUGAUGAUGCCCAGGCCAUUAUGAUGGCAUUAGCCGCUCCUAAUGUUAAAGUUUUAGGAAUUACAUGUGUAGCGGGAAAUACUGGAUUAGAAAAUGUCUGCAGGAAUGUUCUACGUGUCCUAAAACUGUGUGACAAAUUAGAUAUUCCAGUAUUCAAAGGAGCAGACUCAGCAAUCCUAGGAAAGAACAUAAAUGCAUCAGAUUUUCAUGGAGUAGAUGGGCUGGGUGAUGUACCAGAUCCAAAUCCCCCCGGCCUGCAAUUGUUACAGAAGGAACAUGCUGUUGACGCAAUAAAGCGCUUUGCUUCUCAGUAUCCAGGCCAGAUCUCUUUGGUGGCUACAGGUCCAUUGACCAACUUGGCCUUAGCUGUAAGGAUGGAUCCAACAAUACCGCAGAAACUGAAAAAUUUAUACAUAAUGGGUGGAAAUAUGGAAUCAAGAGGAAAUACCUCUGCUUGUGGAGAGUUUAACUUCGUUGCUGACCCAGAAGCUGCCUACAUUGUCUUAAAGGACUAUUUGUGUACAACCUACAUUGCUACAUGGGAGCAUUCAUGUCGCUCCAAGCUUCCAUGGGAAUGGUAUGAUCAAUGGGUCAACUUGGGGACAAAGAAAUCUGACUUCAUAAAGAAGAUCUAUGCUCAUAGCUUGCAGUUCUCAAGAAGUGAGAAGGAAGAGAAGGCCAUUGUAGAUGGACCUGGAUUUGUCUCUUGCGACUCGUAUGCGAUGGCUGCAGCCAUUGAUCCCAGCACUGUCACCAAAGUCAUUGAAUGUGGAGUGACUGUGGAGCUUAAUGGGACAUACACUCGUGGGAUGAUGGUGCUAGAUUUGAUUGAUGAGCUGAAGAAGAAGAACAAAGCCAUUGUUAUGAAUGGAUGUGACCUGGAAAAAUUUAAGGCACUUAUGCAGACUACUGUCAAAUAGGAAAAAAAAUCCUGAUUGUUGUUACAUGGU
Nanorana parkeri is the source of this 1153-nucleotide messenger RNA. Its product is annotated as pyrimidine-specific ribonucleoside hydrolase RihA-like. The transcript has 6 exons. The record is from RefSeq and is a predicted model, not a curated record. The coding region runs from base 137 to 1123 and encodes 328 amino acids. Gene Ontology annotation, molecular function: hydrolase activity, hydrolyzing N-glycosyl compounds. Lineage: Eukaryota; Metazoa; Chordata; Amphibia; Anura; Dicroglossidae.